AUGGCUUCUCUGACAGACGGGAGAUACCCACCCACUCUCAAGACCGAAGAAAAGGACGCCCUCAUCGAGACCGUCAAGGACUGGUCAAUAGGUAAUGGCCUCGCAGUCAGGCCUCCUCCCACAGUCAUACCCGCCGAGGCAGACCCCAAAAGCAUCGUUGCUAUCAACGUUCCUGUGACCCUCUUCCCAAGUCCAUUUCCCAAGCAAUGCUUCGCGCAGGGUAAGGCAGUUCAAAAGACCUACAACGAGCUGUAUGCCUCAGUGAGCAGGGAUGAAGAGUUCUUGGCUCAGGUUGUGAAGGAGGUCUCAGAUGGUGAUGAGUUUAUUCGAAACUUAUGGGACGUUCAUACCAAGGUUAAGGCUGAGGGAUAUACACAGGCAAGUGCCCUGUCUCUAGGCUUGUUCCGCUCAGACUACAUGGUGCAUCAGGAUACCGAAGCCUCAAAGUCUUCUUUGCAAGUCAAGCAGGUUGAGUUCAAUACCAUUGCGUCUUCUUUUGGCGGCCUCUCGACGCACACCUCUGCUCUCCAUAAGUAUCUUGCUACAGCCGAGUACCCGAUUUUGGACAACUCUAUUACCCAAGGAUCACUAGACCUGCCCGAGAACGCCAGCACUCGUGGCUUAGCAGCAGGUAUCGUGAAAGCGUACAACAUUUAUCCCGACUCCGAACUCGGCCACCAGAAGUGCGUCAUCUUUCUCGUACAAGAUGGUGAGAGGAAUAUCUUCGACCAGCGCCAUCUUGAAUACCAAAUCUCUAGCUCUUCCCCAUCUAUCCCUGUGUUCCGACUACCUUAUUCCCAAAUCCUACAGCACAGCAAGAUUGCAGACACCUCUAAACGCCAGCUUCUAUACCUCCUUCCAAGAAACCCUUCCAAGAUUUACGAAGUUGCUGUGAUCUACAUGCGAUCUGGAUAUGGGCCUUCUGACUACCCUGAUCAACAAGCUUGGGAGGCUCGUUAUCACCUGGAGAGGUCGAAUGCUAUCAAAUGCCCCAGUGUCCUGACUCAAUUAGCUGGAACGAAGAAGGUUCAACAAAUUCUUGCAACACCACGCCCUUCCACAGAGUCCUCGGCUCUUAGUAGGUUCAUUCGCGAUGACACGGAUGAGGCAGCUGAGCUAUGGCGCACAUUCACCAACAUCUACCCGAUGGACGGCAGUGAUGCCGGCCUUGAGGCCCGGAAGAAGGCCCUCGACCCCAAGAUUUGUCAAAAUUAUGUGUUGAAGCCCCAGCGCGAAGGUGGUGGCAACAACAUCUAUCGGGGGGCUAUUCCAGACUUCCUCAAAUCAGUUCCCGAAUCCCACUGGGGGUCUUAUAUUCUCAUGGAGCUCAUCACUCCCCCACCUGUCAAUAACAUCAUUCUUCGCAAUGGCAAUCUAGAGCACGGCGGUGUCAUCUGCGAGCUGGGCAUUUAUGGCACUUGCAUCUGGGACCAGAGCACAGGCAAAGUUCACCACAAUGAGGAAGCCGGGUAUCUUUUGCGUACAAAGGGCGAUAAGAGCGAGGAAGGUGGGGUUGCAGCUGGUUUCGGAUGUAUGGACAGUUGUGCGUUGGUGUAG
This is a messenger RNA of Fusarium musae, 1557 nucleotides long. RefSeq lists its product as uncharacterized. Bases 1 to 1557 code for a protein of 518 amino acids. The record is from RefSeq and is a predicted model, not a curated record. The transcript is spliced from 4 exons. Gene Ontology annotation, biological process: glutathione biosynthetic process. Gene Ontology annotation, molecular function: ATP binding; glutathione synthase activity; glutathione binding. Gene Ontology annotation, cellular component: cytosol. Lineage: Eukaryota; Fungi; Ascomycota; Sordariomycetes; Hypocreales; Nectriaceae.